AUGAAAUCAGCAAAGAAUUCGAAUGCUGAUCUGCCAAAGCCAUACCACGUUCACAUGAAACGCAGAGGGUGGAAAUCAGUUGCAAGAUUUUACUUGAGGAAGAUGUGGGGUCCAGUGGGCGGCCAGCCAUCUCAGCCAUCCAAUGGGAGAGUCGAAAUCAAAGCUGACUUGGUGCCACAUAAGCCUCUUCUCACUCUCUCAACUACAAGUCCGUCCUGGGAUGCUUUGGUAGUAGUCAAUUCAUGUGCGUUGUGCAGGGUCGGUGGGCCCAUCCUGAAACAAGUACAGUCUAUGUUCUUCUUGGACGGUGCAGAUCCAACGUCAGCUCUUGGAUCAUAUAAAUUGGAAUAA
This is a messenger RNA of Prunus armeniaca (apricot), 351 nucleotides long. The record is from the annotation of a GenBank genome assembly. Lineage: Eukaryota; Viridiplantae; Streptophyta; Magnoliopsida; Rosales; Rosaceae.